This is a messenger RNA of Episyrphus balteatus (marmalade hoverfly), 357 nucleotides long. Its product is annotated as annexin A11-like. Bases 61 to 357 code for a protein of 98 amino acids. NCBI's taxonomy places the organism in Eukaryota, Metazoa, Arthropoda, Insecta, Diptera, Syrphidae. The record is from RefSeq and is a predicted model, not a curated record. The transcript is spliced from 2 exons.
CAUUAUUUUAUAAAUCAUCAAUUGUCCUUUUCAAAGCAAGCACAGUUUAUUCCUUUCAACAUGAAAGCAUUUUUAGUAGCUUUGGUUUGUUUAACCGUUUUAUUGAAUUUGGCAGUUGCUACUUCCCCAACUCGUCCACCACCACCAAUUCGUCCAGUUGAAGGUGACGAACCAAAAAUUCCACAACAAAUUGAUAGGACCAUGAUUAAACCAUUGAUUCUACUUUACCCAUAUCCAGGGAUCUUGAUCCCUCAGAGACCAAUGUUACCACCAUCAAUGUUACCACCAUCAAUGUUACCACCAUCAAUGUUACCACCAAUGAGAAUUCCAUUUGAACUUGUAACUCCAGCCCCAUAA